GUGUAACGAUCUCUGUGUGUCUCUGUCUCCACGGCCUCGGUGCUCACUGGGACACCGCGCAGCCUGAGCGACUGGAGACCUGCUGCUCGCCAUGGACUUCUGAGAACCAACUCAGCCGCGUUCAAAGGGCUUACAGAGGAUACAGGGAUUAUUCCAUACAACUUCUACUUUACACACACACACACACACACACACACACACAGUGGAGUUGUGUUUCUGCGACAGGAUACAGAAGGAUUCAGAAGGAUACAUUGCGCACUCGGAGCAGCUGAACGUUCUGCUGUAGACGCGUCUAUUUCCCAGCAGCUGUAACUAUGGGGAGCCGGGGACACUACCGGUACCACUGGCAGAGCCACAAUGUCAAGCAGAGCGGCGUGGACGAUAUGGUGCUGCUCUCCAAAAUCAACGAAGACGCCAUUGUGGAAAACCUGAAGAAGAGAUAUAUGGACGACUACAUUUUCACAUACAUUGGACCUGUGCUGAUAUCUGUUAACCCAUUUAAACAAAUGCCAUACUUUGGGGACAAGGAGGUGGAGAUGUACCAGGGAGCAGCUCAAUAUGAAAACCCUCCUCAUAUCUAUGCGCUGGCAGACAAUAUGUACAGAAACAUGAUGAUUGAACGUGAAAGCCAGUGCGUCAUUAUCAGUGGAGAGAGCGGUGCCGGGAAGACGGUCGCAGCCAAAUAUAUUAUGAGCUACGUCUCGAGAGUGUCUGGAGGAGGACCUAGAGUGCAGCAUGUCAAAGACAUCAUUCUGCAGUCCAACCCUCUUCUGGAAGCCUUCGGGAACGCCAAGACGCUGAGGAACAACAAUUCGAGCCGAUUCGGUAAAUACUUUGAGAUUCAGUUCAGCUCCGGCGGUGAACCAGAUGGCGGGAAAAUCUCCAACUUCCUGUUGGAAAAAUCUCGCGUGGUCACGAGGAACCCUGGAGAAAGAAGCUUUCACAUCUUCUACCAGCUGAUCGAAGGGGCCACUGCGGACCAGAAAAGCACUCUGGGAAUCACCAACCUGGAUUACUACUCAUACCUCAACCAAUCAGGAUCCUACAAAGUGGAUGACAUUGACGACAAACAUGAUUUUCAGGAAACUCGGCACGCUAUGAACGUUAUCGGGAUCUCGGGCGAGGACCACACAAUGGUCCUGCAGAUUGUCGCCGGAAUUCUUCACCUAGGCAACAUCAGCUUCAAAGAGUCUGGGAACUACGCCGCUGUGGAGAGUGAGGAAUUUCUGGCAUUUCCUGCUUUCCUGCUGGGCAUCAAACAGGAGCGGCUAAAGGAGAAACUCACCAGCCGUACGAUGGAUGGCAAAUGGGGAGGCAAAUCCGAGUCGAUAGACGUGACCCUGAACGUGGAGCAGGCGUGUUUCACACGUGACGCACUCGCCAAAGCUCUGCAUGCUCGUGUCUUUGACUACCUGGUAGAGUCAAUCAAUAAAGCCAUGGUAAAGGAUCAUCAGGAGGAGAACAUUGGUGUUCUGGAUAUCUACGGAUUUGAGAUUUUCCAGAAAAAUGGAUUCGAACAGUUCUGCAUAAACUUUGUGAAUGAGAAACUACAGCAGAUCUUCAUCGAGCUCACACUGAAAGCCGAGCAGGAGGAGUAUGUACAAGAAGGAAUCCGAUGGACUCCCAUCGAAUACUUUAACAACAAGAUAGUCUGCGACCUCAUCGAGAGUAAAAAUCCCCCAGGCAUCAUGUGCAUCUUGGAUGACGUAUGCGCUACCAUGCAUGCGAAGGGGGAAGGAGCUGACCAGACGAUGCUGCAGAAACUUCGCAUGCAGAUCAACAACCACGAGCAUUUCAACAGCUGGAAUCAAGGCUUUAUAAUCCACCACUAUGCUGGGAAGGUGUCCUACGAUGCUGACGGCUUCUGCGAGCGUAACAGAGACGUCCUGUUUACUGACCUGAUCGAGCUCAUGCAGAGCAGUGAAAUAGGCUUUAUUCGGGCGCUGUUUUCAGAAAACCUCAACGCUGAGAAGAAAGGUCGCCCUACCACAGCAGGAAGUAAAAUCAAGAAACAAGCCAACGACCUCGUGAGCGAACUGAUGAAGUGCACUCCCCACUACAUACGGUGCAUCAAACCCAACGAGACUAAGAAGCCCAGAGACUGGGAGGAGAGCAGAGUGAAGCAUCAGGUGGAGUAUCUUGGUUUAAAGGAAAAUAUCCGAGUGAGACGCGCCGGCUACGCUUACAGGAGAGUCUUCCGCAAGUUCCUCAACAGGUACGCUAUCUUGACGAAAGAAUCGUGGCCGGCGUGGCGUGGAGACGAGAAGCAGGGCGUCCUGCAUCUACUGCGCUCUGUCAACAUGGAGCAGGACCAGUACCAACUCGGACGCACCAAGCUCUUCAUCAAAGCACCUGAAUCGCUCUUCCUCCUGGAGGAGACGAGGGAUCGCAAGUUUGACGGCUAUGCCAGAGCUAUCCAGCACGCCUGGCGCCGGUACAUCGCUCGCAAGAAAUACGUGCAGAUGAGAGAGGAAGCCUCUGACCUGCUGCUGAACAAGAAGGAGAGGAGGAGGCACAGCAUAAACAGGAACUUUGUGGGAGAUUACAUCGGCAUGGACGACCGGCCCGAGCUCAGGCAGUUCCUGGCCAAGAGGGAGAAGAUCGAAUUUGCAGCCACUGUCACUAAAUAUGACCGACGCUUUAAGGGUAUUAAACGAGACUUCAUCCUCACCCCGAAGUGUGUGUACCUGAUUGGGAGAGAGAAGGUGAAGCAAGGUCCUGAGAAGGGCCAGAUCAAAGAGGUUCUCAAGCGUAAAAUCGACGUGGACAAGAUCAUGGCUGUUUCUCUCAGCACUCUUCAGGAUGACUUCCUGAUCCUUCACGAACAGGAGUAUGACAGCCUUCUGGAGUGUGUCUUCAAAACGGAGUUCAUCAGCCUGCUGUCGCAGAGAUACGAGGAAAAAACCAAAAGGAAGCUGCCUCUAAAAUUCGCCAACACAUUGGAGAUGAAGCUAAAGAAGGAGAGCUGGGGGCCGUGGAGCAACGCCGGGUCUCGGCAAGUGCAGUUCAUGCACGGUCAGGGAGAUAUAGCUACGUUGAAACCCUCCAACAAGAUGCUGCAGGUCAGCAUCGGCCCAGGCCUUCCUAAAAACUCACGUCCCAAUAAGAAAGGCCCCAGUAUGAACCGUUCCAGCACAGUUAGAACUCACCAGAACAUUCCAACACGGGUCGCUCCCGGCCCUCCAGUCGCUCAUCAGAACGGUGGGCUGAAACAUCAUAAUCCCAGUCAGAGGAACGUGCAGCAUCAGAGGCCGGCCUCAGGUAAUCAGUCCCGCCCCUUCCUGCCUGUCACUUCCAAUCAGCUGAAGGACAGAACCAACAGGCAGAUGUCUCAGCAGCCCAACCUGGACUGCCUCAGAGUGCCUGAUCAGGGAGCUGCUGGAAACCAGCGGGCAUCUUCAAAUGGAGGAAUGGCUCACAGGCAGUCAGCUAACAGGCCCACCCCGGGAGGUGGGCGGCCCAAACCCGCUCCCAAACCCAAGCCUCAGGUGCCUCAGUGUAAAGCUCUGUACGCCUACGACGCCCAGGACACCGACGAGCUUAGCUUCAAUGCUGAGGACAUCAUCGAUAUCGUUAUGGAAGACGCCUCAGGAUGGUGGACCGGGAGGCUGAGAGGCAAACAGGGCCUUUUCCCAAACAACUACGUCACUAAGAUCUAAACUCCAUCUCCUGCAGCCGAGCAGCCCGUACCUCAAAAGACUCGUAGUGCAGUGUAAAACGGAUGAGUGAGAGAACGAGGGAGAAGAACGCGACGUAGAGGAAGAUCUUGCUGUGUAGUUUCACAGCAGCAGAAUCUUUCUUGUACUUCGGUCUUGUCAUGCACAAGGACGAUGACCUUCACAUCACAGCACACUUCUCUCCAGGGACAAGAGUUACGCGAGAGUCCCUGUGAGCACUGAUCAAAAACUAUUUAUUGUAUUUAUAGCUCAUGAGGUUUUUUUUUUUUUCAUGUUCUUUUCCUUCUUUUGGUUUCACCAUCAGCGAUAUUUAAAUCGAUUUCAUCCGCAAUCGAUUGUACUUCGGGACCCUGAAGCCUUUAUUUCAUUACUUUUAAAAGCAGAAGGAUUUUCUUGUGUAAAUGAAGGUGCUUUACUGUGUCGCGGUUUAUCUCUAAUAGGUCUACGGUUUAAUAUAAUAUAGAGAUUUUUUUUUUUUUUUUUGCUGCUAAAUGCCUGAUUUUAAUCUAAAAAUUGUACAUCGGGACGUAAAUUUUUAUUCGAAACGUUCGUCUUUACGAAGUCAAUCAAACCCGAAACCACGAAGCGCACGUGUUACUGCGUCGAUGUCUGGUCAAUACCAGAGACACUGGACGUGGUUACAAAGCACUUUAUCAGUAUGAAGUACCCCCACCUAGACACCCCCAUCACCCCCUCCCCCAGGAUGUAAAUAUAUAUAAAUAUAAAUGAAGGUUUGCUAAAGAUGCACGAUUCUUCUGAAGGUCAUUGUUUUUAAAAAAGCGAUUUGUUUACAUGCAGGCAUUUUGCAUCGACGUAUCUAGAAUAUUUUGUAAAAAGAAAUUCAUGUGUACCGUCUCCCUCCGGUUUGUUUAUUUAUGCAAAAUAGGGUUGUGUUUAGAUGGAAAAUGAUUGGAACAAAAUAUUCCCACCGAAUGAACUGUAAGCAUUAAAAUGAUUUGAAUGACUUCAUAUCCACUAUACCCAAAAUAUGUUUUUUUUUUUUUUCAGUUUUUUGGUAAAUAAAUGCUCCUGGUUUCAUUGUUUCUGCACACGGA
Silurus meridionalis is the source of this 4732-nucleotide messenger RNA. RefSeq names its product myosin IEa (gene myo1ea). Gene Ontology annotation, biological process: vesicle transport along actin filament; actin filament organization. The record is from RefSeq and is a predicted model, not a curated record. The coding region runs from base 315 to 3659 and encodes 1114 amino acids. The transcript has 29 exons. NCBI's taxonomy places the organism in Eukaryota, Metazoa, Chordata, Actinopteri, Siluriformes, Siluridae. Gene Ontology annotation, molecular function: microfilament motor activity; actin filament binding; ATP binding. Gene Ontology annotation, cellular component: vesicle; microvillus; cytoplasm.